Messenger RNA from Fopius arisanus, 6831 nucleotides. It is a transcript of the gene Ubr1, whose product is annotated as Ubr1 ubiquitin ligase. The transcript is spliced from 3 exons. Gene Ontology annotation, biological process: ubiquitin-dependent protein catabolic process via the N-end rule pathway. The record is from RefSeq and is a predicted model, not a curated record. Gene Ontology annotation, molecular function: ubiquitin protein ligase activity; zinc ion binding. NCBI's taxonomy places the organism in Eukaryota, Metazoa, Arthropoda, Insecta, Hymenoptera, Braconidae. Bases 653 to 6115 code for a protein of 1820 amino acids.
AGAGGCAUCCCUUUCAGCUGCUUCUGUUUUCGUGAGUUGAUCAGUAAAUUCCGAACAGAUCCGAACUGCUGUCUCCAUCACCACGAAAACAGCAACUCCACAAGGUGAAAUGAUAUUUUCAAGUGAGCGAAAUUCUGAGUGCUGAAACUUCUGGAAAUAAUCUCGAGUGUCCUUUCUCCAUCCCCUCCGCAGUCAUUGCUCAUUCUCCCUUUGUCACACAUGCACGUAAAACUCCACAAUAUCCCCCACAACACGUAUCCAAUCCUGAGCCAUUUUGUGUAUUGUUAGAGCAGCUGUGCAAUAAUUCUCAUCGCCAACAACGUCCUUUCAGUCCGAGAAAUGUCAAAUACCAAACGUACGUCGUAAAAAAUGUCUCGGUUAUAUCCAGGACUAUCCGACAAUUCUUCAUUUUUAUUUAAUUACAAAAAUGUGCAACAACGUCACGUGAAAUAAACUUUCUGUCGCCCAGGAUUUUUUUUUCUCGUGACGAGUGAAAUACAAAUUAACGAAUAAUCGUUUCAAGUUUUCUCGAUGAACUUUUGUGAAGUGUAAAGUUAGAGAUAUCGAUAGUCUAGAGUUAAUUUUUUUUGUGGGAGUCAUCCUUUUGUUGAAGAUUACUGUCGUCAUCGUGGGAGAUCUCCAUCACUCCACAAUGAACGACGACAGUAUGAACGAAGACCACACAAUUCCAGUGUACGAGCACGAUCUCCAGGACGUAGACGUGGAUUCGGUGGACGUAGAAUUGUCGCAGGUCCUUCCAAUAUUUCCCACCUCAAGCAAGCCCUGCAUAAAUGUCUGGAUGGACAAGAUGAGUAAAGGAAUCCUGACAUCAACCCAUUUCAAGGAGCACUGGAGGAUCUGGGUUCCAAACAUCUACAGUCCCGAGCCCAAUGGCAACUGUCUAGGUUGGUCCUUCGACGAGGACAUGGCUGAGAAGAUGCUGUACAAUACCCUCGAGGAGUUUAUCUGCAAUGGAGAGCCCAGAGAAGUUCUCCAGCAACUGGCAAAACUGGAGAAUCCCCCAUCAGUGUGCGGUAGAUUCUUCAAAGUUGGAGAACCAACGUACUUCUGCAGGGAGUGUGGAAUGGAUCCCACCUGUGUCCUCUGUGUUGCGUGUUUCAAGGAAUCAGCACAUCAGAAUCACAAGUACAAAAUAGCAACGUCGAGUGGUGGUGGCUGCUGCGAUUGUGGAGAUCCUGAGGCCUGGAAGAAAGAGGCUUUCUGCAGGAUACACGAGGCUGGUAAAGAGGCUAAAGAGACAUCUGGUAAUAAAUUGCCUGAGGACAUCAGAGAGCGUGCAACAUCGACCUUCGAAGCUGUCCUCCAGUAUUGCUUUGAAUUACUAGCAAGAGAGCAUACACCUGGCCUUCCAGCAGAUCUCAGGGUCAAAGAGACUGACGAGGGGCCUCUUUCCCUGCUCGCCACCACAGGUAGCUACUGCACUGUCCUCUUCAAUGACGAGACCCAUACAUUUGAACAGGUGAUCAGUACAUUGGCUCGUGUCAUCAAGUGCACCCAGAAGGAGGCCAUUGAGUUCGUUACCAACAUCGAUAGGAAUGGGAGGGCUGUGGUAAAGUGCUCGGACUUUCAGCACUGCAAUGAACUCAAGUCUGAUAUCGAGAGAUUCACAUCGAGACAGAGCAGUCACCCCCUCAAGGUUCUCGUGGUCCACGCCCAUGUCAUUGCCCACCAGAUAUUUGCAAUGAGACUUCUGGGAUGGCUCCAGCAGUUCAUCAGCCACUGCGAGGGCUUCAGAAUUAUCUUCAGCGAUGUUGCACUGAAUAAGAAGCUACCUGAUCUACCCAUCGUCGAUGGGAUUCUCAUGAGGGACUCACAUCUGUGGAAAGCUGCUAGAACUGCCUGGCAUCGUCUCUUCAUAUCGGGAAUGCUGAUGGAGUACGAGAGCAAGAAAUCACUGGCAAUCGUCUUCACCACAAAUUAUGGAACCGUGAUGAAGGAUUUUAUGAAGGACGAUCACGAUCAUUCAUUCUCCAUAUCAUCACUGUCAGUUCAACUAUUUACAGUGCCAACACUGGCCCACUAUCUCAUCGCUAAUCACGACGUAUUAUUUAUACUCCUUAAUACCUUCAUCUCCGAGAGCUCAAGACGAUGCAAUCCAGUGGGAAAACUCGAGUUCGAGAGAAAUACACCACACACUGUUUUUAAAAGAGCACAAUAUAUACUCUGUGAUCUGUCGUACCUCUUGAGCUCAAAACCUGACACCUGGACUGACGAAUUGAGGAAGGGAUUUCUCCAGGGAAUGUCAUUGCUCAUGAAACUCCUCUGGAGUAUGCAGGGAAUGGAUGCCGUUCUGCGACAGGUGGGACAACACAUGGAGUACGAGCCUGAGUGGGAGUCUGCAUUCAAUCUCCAUAUUAAACUAUCCCCAGUAAUAAGUCUGGCUCUGGAGUGGUGUGGAUCAGAUCGAGUGGUUCUCAUCAAGGCAUUCAGGCUUGUACUUAAAAAACUCAGUGAACAGCCUAAUAAGGAAUCAUCAUCGAGUCCAGGACAGCUGAGAGAACUAGCAGAUCACUCUGCAACUUGUAUAGUGUACGACGUCUCUCUGGAACCUGUCUCAAUUCAUCUUCCCCUCUCACGAUUUCUCGCUGGACUAUUUCUCUAUCUUGAGAAAUAUAAUCUGGAUUAUCAGAGCAGUGAAUUCAUGAUCCAGUCGAAACUCUCCCCAGAGCAGCUGAUUGAACCUGUCCUGAGGGCACAGGCAAUGAUCUCCCAAGUGCACGCUGGCAUGUGGAGGAGAAAUGGCUACAGCCUGUUGAAUCAACUUUAUUUCUACCACAACGUUCGUUGUAGAACUGAAAUGCUCGAUCGUGAUAUUAUUCUCCUCCAGGUGGGGGCUGCCUUGAUCGAGUCCAACGAAUUUCUCAUUCAUAUUCUGAAUAAAUAUAAUCUACUCAACUGGGCAGAUGUUGAUUUUGAGACAAACACCCUGAGGAAUCCUGAGGAGGACAGCAUAAGGCAGACUAUAAAUCUCGUUGAAGAAUUUCUAGGUCUUCUCAUCACGAUUAUUGGAGAACGUCAUGUACCUGGUGUUGGUCAAGUGACAGCUGAUGAUCGUCUGAAGAAAGAGAUUAUUCAGCAGCUGUGCAUCAAGCCAAUGUCACACUCGGAAUUAAAUAAAACAUUGCCAGAUGGAGUUCAUCACGAGACUGGUCUCGAACGUGUGAUAAAUGAUGUUGCUAAUUUUAAAAAACCCUCCCAGAAUUCUGGUGGAAAAGGCCUCUACGAACUCAAACCAGAGCUCUUCGCUGAGUACAACGUAUUCUUCUACCAUUACACUAAAGAGGAAUUGAGUAAAUCCGAGGAGUCACAGAGGAGACGUCGCAAGGGGAUGCAGGAGCUUGAGUGUUGUCCACCCCCGCAGCUACCAAAACUCACAGAGACAUUCAGUCUUGUGGCUAAUCUUCUCCAGUGCGACGUAAUGCUUCACAUAAUGCAGACAGUUCUCGAGAGAUCGAUUAAUUUGAGAGCAAGGAGUUUCUCAGAGCCCCAGGUCCACAAAAUCAUUCAUCUGAUAGGAUAUGCCCUGCAGGAGCAGAUGACAGGGAAUUAUCCCUUCCUCAUAUUCACAGAGAGGGCCUCCAAAUGGAGGAUCUACAAACUCCUGGAGGAAUUGUCCACCAGUCCUAGAGUCGAUGCUCACAAGGACCUGGUGAUUUGGGUCCUGGGAAAAUACCGAGAAGCUGCUGGUUCAUCGAUAGCUGAGGCAAGCCAGCAGCAGGUGGAGAAUACAAAAGAGCCAUCGGUAUCAACAAAUUCAGAAGAAGAACAAGCGAAAAACAGUAAGGAGUGGAGAACUCAGAUGGCAGCCCAGAAACGAGCCAAAGUAAUGGCGCAAAUGGCUGCGAUGCAGAAGCAUUUCAUGAAGAAAAACGCAAAACUAUUCGAGGAAGCAGCGAUAGAUGCCAACAGCAAGGGAAACGAAAGAGGAUCUUCAAUGGAUCUCUCAGAAUCCUCUCCCGAGGCUCCGGUGGCUCUGGGGCCCAGGCAGACACCAAGAAUCAUCGAGGAGAAAGAGUACACCUGUCUUCUCUGCCAGGAGGACCAAACCGUGACACCUGGGGGUAGAGCAAUGGUCCUAUCAGCGUUUGUCCAGCAGUCAACAGUCCUCUGUCAGACCAGAAACGAUCCUGAUGAGAAGAAUUCUCUGUACUUAUCAUCAAGACUUGGCGCAUCACCUCACACUAGCACCUGUGGCCACGUCAUGCACGCCAGCUGCUGGGAAAAAUAUUUUGACAAUGUCCUGGCGAAGGAGAAUCGAAGACCAUACAGGCUGAGGCAACCUGCCAGCUUUGAUGUUGAGAAGCACGAGUAUCUCUGUCCCCUGUGCGAAUGUCUGAGUAAUACAGUUUUACCUUUACUUCCCUCUCUGGCAACCCUGCAGUCAACAGAAACGAAAAAUCGUUGCCACGUGGACUUUGAUACCUGGUUGAAUGCUCUUACUGUCACCCUGGAUUGCAAGAGCAAGAGCCACGUUGAGAGUGAUGAUCAGGUGGAGGUACACGACAAAUGCAGAUACUGUGAAUCGAAGAUUUCUGAUGAUUUCACUGAUGGAAAUAUCACGAUGCUAGACACCAGGGAGUCGUUUGGUUGUCCCAUCCGGAGAAUUCAGGGAAUUCUGGGGAAAGAGGUGGCUCAUGUGUUCGACGUGCAAACAAUCACAGCUGAAAACAAAGAGACGAGUUUAUCUGAUGAUCUAAAGUCAAUGGUCGAUCUCUUUGCUCAGGCGACGUAUACUAAAGGCCUGGGCGUCGAUCCUCAUACCAGUGAUGCCAGAGUUCCACUGCUAGCCUGGAAAUCCACAGCUUAUACCAUUCAUGCCAUUGAAUUUCUCCUGAGGGACAGCGAGAAGCCCCUCCUGGGGGCAUUAUCAUCGAGACAGAGGGACAGUCUUGAGUGUCUCGCCAGGAUUUCAGCUGUCCUAGGAUCAACCUGGCCCAGCAGCAAUUCCAGCAGCUCCAGUGGUUCAACCAGCACUGGAGCUAACGAGGGAGAUGGAAACUACAGCAUUCUUGCUGGUCAUGCCAUGACACUCCUCACUACUCUAUUAGAUAAUUCCUCGGAGGACUGCAUCACAGAUUGGGAUCCCUUCGGCAUUCUGGUACCACUAGUUGUCACUCUGCCCAGCCUCUUCUCCAGGAACUCUGGGGAAUCCCCUCCAGUUGUAACUGGAAGCCACCACGAAAUUCAUGUCCUCAGACUAGUGUUGGUGGGACUCGUCGUUAAGAUCCUCAUCACUUCUGAUUUUACAGGAUCUGAGGUGAUGGACGUGGAUGCCCUAGAGGACGAAGGCUACUCAGCCCUCUCGAAGAUCAUCACUAUCCUGGGUGUUGAGACCGGUGGAUUGACCCUCUCUGAGGUCUGGAGGCGUGUCAAGAUCGCCUCGUUGCCAUUCCUCAGGUGUUGUGUCCUAUAUUUUCACUACAUAACUGAUGUUCCAGCACCAGUUGAGCUAACGGUCAAGGAUGGAGACACUUAUGAGAAUAUUAUGAUGUAUUUGGGACUUGAGACGAGCUGCGAGGGACUCCUGGAGUCCGAGGGUGUCAGGAGACUUGCGAAAAAUUGGGUUGAGCAUCCCAGGGCGAGACUCUCAGUUGGGGUGAAGGAACCUCUUAGGGUAAAUGGACUCGUCAAAUUACCAGAGGAUUACUCAGAGCUCAUCAACACAGUCUCGCUGUUCACCUGUCCAAACAGCGAUAAAGAGGACUCGAGGAAUCCCACCAUGUGCCUAGUAUGUGGUGAAAUGCUCUGCUCUCAGACAUAUUGCUGUCAGACUGAGCUGAAUAAAAUAAUGGUUGGUGCAUGCACUUAUCAUGCUAGCAAGUGUGGCACUGGUGUUGGAAUUUUUUUGAGGGUGAGAGAGUGCGAGAUAUUGUUCCUGAGAUCUCCAAAUCGUGGGGCAUUCGCGUGUCCUCCUUAUCUGGAUGAGUAUGGAGAGACUGAUCAAGGACUCAGGAGGGGAAAUCCUUUAAAAUUGUGCAGAGAGAAGUACAAGCAGUUGAAUCAAAUGUGGCUUGGCCAUGGGCUACAUGAGGCUGUAUCGAGAGCCAUCGAGUCGUCCAGCACUCUCAUGUCCACUCAAUGGCAGCAUCUUUAAUCUCAUGGUGGGCUCUAGGGAGUGCAAAUUCUGGUAUUUUCUAUUUGUUUUAUGGUGAAUAUUUUUUCGAGGAUUUUUCGACUACUCGGAAAGAGACGAAAUUGAUAAUUAUUUGAAGAUAACUAUGAUGAUAAAUUCGUGUGAGAAGUGUAUAUAUUCGUAUGGUUGAGAUAUUUUUAUUUGUUUUAAUUAACCAAGUUAUGAUUUCGAGGAAAUGGAGAGGGUUCCAGCACCUGGGAACUUUAAUUGAAGAUACCGUGGUAAAAUUAUUUAUAACGAUGUGAACGACGUUGGGGUUGUUCUGGGUAACCAUUGAAUCAUUGAUAAUUGAUCACUGUAAUUAAUGAGAAUGGUCUAACCGAGAUUAAUCGAAUUUUAUUUAACUGAAACCAACCAGAGAGUUCUAAUCUGAAACGUACUAUUGGUUAAUAUUCAUUUGUUUUUCGUUUCGUCAGAUAAUUUUUCUAGUUUAUUUUCAUGAAUCUAACUGGCAAUUGUAAAUCACGUUUUUAUUCCCCUUUUCUUCGAGGAGAUGGAUCCUAGGAUUUCGACUCUCGUCACAAAGUGCAAGUGUAGAUUUGGGCGAAUUAUGAUAAUAAAUCAACAUGAUAGAGAUAAAUGAUAACUUUUACUUGUUAUGUUAGAAUGCAAUUAAAAGUAUCGUCAGCUGGAUAAACGAAUUGAGAGAAUAAAAAUUGAUGAUAGAAAUAUGUUAA